Molecule: messenger RNA, 1881 nt
Organism: Andrographis paniculata
Lineage: Eukaryota; Viridiplantae; Streptophyta; Magnoliopsida; Lamiales; Acanthaceae
Exons: 6
Coding region: 169-1608 (479 amino acids)
Molecular function (GO): lipid binding
Source: RefSeq, a predicted model, not a curated record
UAGGCAACUAGUUUUAUCCAAUUUUCGUUAAAUAGGUUUAUCUCCGCCGCGUCUCGCUCCUCUUUCGCCUCUCUUUCUCUCUCUCUCAUCGGCGACGAACCCAAUUCGAUUCAGGUGCGGCCAAAUCGAUGUAGAAUUACCUCUAGGGCGUGGUAAUUGCGGCUGAAAAUGGAAGGGGGAUGGAUUGGAUUGAACGACGGUGCGCUUGGGGGAUUCGUUAAUAACCCUGCGUUGAUGGAAGCACUCGUCGACAUAUUGAUCUGCGCGGUUCCGAUUUGGUUGGCGGUGAUGAUCGGCUUGCUAAUCGGGUGGUCGUGGCGGCCGAGGUGGACGGGAUUGGUAUUCCUUGGAUUCCGAUCUAAGUUCCGGUUCGUGUGGACGCUGCCGCCGGGGCUUGGUGCCAGGAGGUUCUGGCUCGCUUUUACAGCGCUCUCGGCGUUUUCGCUUUGUCGCGGUCUGUGGUUUCGGUCUCGUGGCAAGAGCCGGAAGCUGGAAAAGUCCGCGGCGGCGGCGGCGGAGGAGGAGGAGCUAAUUGAUCAGGCCUCGAGUUCGGAUUCGGAGCCUGUGGCCGCCGGUCAUGAGUCCUUGGGGGAUGACGAUGUUAACCCUAGGGAUAUCAGGUUGGUUAGGGGAGCUGCCGAUAGCGAGACAGCUAAUGUCACAGAAAAAGACCUGGAGCACCUGUUAAGUUUUCUUGAUGGGAAAGAUGGGAAAAUAACGUGGCAAAACAUGAUGGAGCGGUCCACUUCAAACAUGACAUACCAGGCGUGGCGACAUGAACCUGAGAAUGGCCCAAUAGUGUUGCGCAGCAAAACCAUUUUUGAGGAUGCAACUCCGGAGCUAGUCAGAGAUUUUUUCUGGGAUGACGAGUUUCGACCUAAAUGGGAUCCUAUGCUGUAUCAUGUGAAAAUACUCGAAGAAUGCCCUAACACAGGGAUGAUGAUUAUUCACUGGAUUAAAAAGUUCCCUUUCUUCUGCAGCGACCGUGAAUAUAUCAUCGGUAGGAGGAUAUGGGAGGAAGGGAAAACAUACUAUUGUGUAACAAAGGGUGUGCCGUACCCAUCAUUACCAAGACGGGACAAGCCUAGGCGCGUCGAUCUUUAUUUUUCAAGCUGGGUGAUCAGGCCAGCCCAAUCUCUAAAAGGGGAUGGCACGUCUGCUUGUGAGGUCACGCUCGUGCACUACGAAGACAUGGGAAUCCCUAAGGACGUCGCUAAGCUGGGGGUCCGGCACGGAAUGUGGGGCACCGUCAAGAAGCUGCACGCCGGGUUCAGAACAUAUCAGACCGCUUGGAAACAGGAUGCGACGCCGAGCAGGUGCGCUCUCAUGGCAAGAGUUGCAGGAAAAAUAGCCCUCGACAAUGCGACCAACUCUGCUGCAGCAGAGGAAACACAGUGCGACAGAGAAGAGAAACAGGAGCUUGCUGUAACGAGCAAUCAGCAGCAGAGAGAAGAUGGGGGUGGGGGUGGGGGUGGGAUCGACUGGAAAUGGGUGGCGAUUGGUGGAGCUGUCGCCCUCGCCUGUGGACUGAAAACAGGGGUGAUCGGAAGAGCUGUGCUGAUUGGCGCCGGGCAUAGGAUUGCUAGGAGACGCGGGAAUCUUAGGUGAGGUGAGUUUUUAUCGAUACCGGCUUUCUUUAACAUACAUAAUCGAUCAAAAAGAGAAAAAAAGCUAUUGAUAACGAUAUAUAUAUAUAUAAUAUAUGUGUGAUUGCAGUGUUAUGUGAUGAAUUUGAGGUUCUGUGUCUGUUGAUGAAGGUAUGUACUUGAAGUUAGUUGUGUGUAUAUGUUGACUUGCUAAUUUCGGAGAUUGUUUUUUCGCCUUCACAUAUUAUUCAUAUGGAAAUUUGACCAUUCACAAUAAUAUGUUUCCUUUGUUUUA